Messenger RNA from Pieris napi, 4130 nucleotides. RefSeq names its product flocculation protein FLO11-like. Bases 868 to 2061 code for a protein of 397 amino acids. The record is from RefSeq and is a predicted model, not a curated record. The transcript has 4 exons. NCBI's taxonomy places the organism in Eukaryota, Metazoa, Arthropoda, Insecta, Lepidoptera, Pieridae.
GUAACUAAAUAGCACGAAGGUUCAUAAUCCUUUAAAAAAAACAUCCGUCUUACGAAUUUAUCCUGACGCGAGUUUAAAUUUUUUUACCCAUUCCAAAGUGGGUUUGGGGGGGGUUUGGGCUUAUGCUUUUACGGUUCCCAGCACGGCAUGCUUGCAUUGCAUGGUAGCAUAGGUGCAGACCCACCCUACCACAUCCUUCUGAUGGGUAGGGAGGCAUGGUCUUGGGGGUAGCGCAAGUCGCUGGGAUCCCCAAGGCAAGUUUGGUGGACUAACCUUCCCGAGGUUGCCGACCCUGUUUUUGGUCUAAUACCCUAUGUAUUAGACGUAACUAAAACCACCAAGCGAACUAUUGCAGGGAUGGAGAGGUCAUGUCCCUGCGAGUUCAUCGUCCGAAAUGGAAGGACGGUGGACAGUUAAUGACCUCCCGCGUGUUUGUGCCGUGCGCGGGGACCCGUACGGGAGGAUUAAGGAGUCCUGGUGGUUGAGUGGCGUAGUGCGCCGGUUACAGUUGUGCGCUACACACAACACACCUCUUUGGUCCGGAUUUCUCCUCACACGGGAGGCCGUGGAUUAGCUAACCAUGGUCAACCGGCUGUGGUAUCCCAUAAGCGGGCUACCGAGCGAGAGUCGGGGUGUGGAGGGGGGGCCGUCGGCGUGGCACGGGACUCGGGGUGAGUUUGCGUCAUCGUCUCAUGAUGCGAACAGCUCCGUACUUCCUUGCCGCGUGCGGACGCGUCUGCUCUUCUACGCGCUGGCUCUAUACCGAAGGAGUAGCUCUGACGUUGCUUGCUGAGCAAGGGGCGUCCCCGACUUGAGGGCUCCGUGGCGGGUGGAGAGCUCUAACGGUGAAUUCUUCCAUUAUACCUCAUGGAUAAAGAGGCAAAACAAAACAAACAACAAAAGGCUGCAUCCACGGAUGCGCCUGUAACUAACAAACCCAGGGUUGCGUCUCAGGACGUGUCGCGGUGCAAGUCACCAGUGACGCGAUACUCUGAUGCCCCUGUUUCACAAGCGGAUGCACCCAUUCGGGCAGCGUCCAAGACUCCAAAGGAGAGGGAAGCGGCUGGGGAUGCGCCAAACCGGGCUGUACCCUUGACCGUACCCCCUCCGAUGAAAUCGCAAACACCACCGCACAAGGAAGUGUCCACUGUUGCGGCCAGGUUCUCUGCGUCGGUCCAGCCAAAGAUGGUGACUCUGAAAGAUGCUACAGCAAUGUCUGCGUCUGUAGGAGGGGCAUCCGCGGCAAGAACGAUGCGGAAGACCGAGGCUGCGACGGAGAGCACAUCCAGUGCACCAACCUCGACCAUGGAUAUGUCGGCCCUGAAAACUGCAAUUCAGGAACCGACUCUCACAAUAGUUCUGAGUGCCUCUAAAAGGCGACGGCUCAAGAAAGCCAAAAGAGCGUCGGAACAGCAGAUGCUGGAUACCGACGCUCAGAAGCUACCUAAAAACCCUAAACCUGCCCCCGCUGCUCCCACAGCAGCAGGAGGCGGGAAAAGGGCACCGAAGCCGACAAGGUCCACUGCCGCGCUCAAGCCUUGUGGCUCUAAGUGCAGUAGGAGAUCUAGAGUGCCUAACUCAAAUAAAACCAACAAACAAACCAAGGGCCAGAAACGCGAUCGGCCGGAGGAAACCAUGACGCCGACCGGGGAGAGUAAAAGGGUAAAACCCAACAAACCCCGACUGGAGGCAGGGACCUCGGCCAGUUAUGCGAAAGCGGCAGCAUUUUAUAAAGCCAACAAGCUUUGUGUUGCCGUGAUGACUGAGCCUUUCGUAAACAUGUCAAAAGAACAGGCGGAUAACAUCCGCCUACAAAUUGAGGGAAAGAUACGAGAUGAGCUUAUGGCGGAUCUUGAAGCUACCCUAAUAACCGAACCCAACGACAUCAGGUUCCGGGGCAGAGCCCACUUCUCAGAAGGUGUCCUCAAAACUUGGUGCGAGGACACUUUCACACUGGACUGGCUGACCAGAACUUGUGAUGUCAUCACUAAUCCGAUACCUGACACCAGGUUGGUGGUUCGGCCUCAAUCGGAUAUUCCGAAGAAAUUCCGUGUCUACUAAAUGUACCAGAGUUCACUGGUGACACGGAGACACUACGGUAACUGAUUACGAGACAGAACCGCCACCUCAAUAACAGAUCUUGGACCCUGACGCACGAACGUCGAAUACAGGACCCGACAGGUGUCUCUCUCUUCUUUCGUGUGCCGGAGUCUGAGAUCUCAAAGAUCAAGGCACAUGAACGGAGUAUAUACUACCUGAUGGGGAACAUCUACCUCACCUCACAGGUGGUCGCCGCUCCACCACUAACCACUGUCAGUACAUCAGGGACGGAGUCAUCGAGACCAAGGCCGCCCACGGCAAUGACGGGGGAAGCUGCGGUCCCCGAGACAUACGCUCCUAUGGAGACAGUUCGACAACCACCUUCACCGGUGCAAUUAACCUCGGAUGAUGAGUUCUUUCAGGAGACUGGGGGGAGUGAACUCAGUGACAGCUGUCUGCGCUCCUUCCCCUCACCGGACUGACCUUAUCCAGGCCAACCACCAGCACAGCCAAACAGCGUCGGCUUCCCUACGCAGACUGCUGGAGACCAACUCGAAGACCAUCGCCAUGAUCCAGGAGCCGUGGAUCAAGAAUGGCCAGUCAGGAAUAUGUGGCCUGGGUAGCACCGUUGGUAAACUUUUACUGGACACCUCCGUAAGUAACCCAAGAACCUGCAUAAUUUUACCUAAACAUGUACCAGCAUUAAUUAUAAACGAACUGUGUUCAAGGGACCUUACAGCUAUUAGGGUUACCUAGGAACGCACAUCCAGACUUCGUCCUGGCGUCCGCCUACUUACCGGGUGACGAGGACGUACCCACUCCGAACUCAGCCUUUUGGCUGACUACUGUGAGAGGGAGAAACUGGAGCUCAUCAUCGCGGCGGACUCCAAUGCGCACCAUACGUUAUGGGGUAAUAAUGCCAAUACCUCGAGGGCAGUAUUACACAUACAAAAAUUGUUCAAUUACACAUCCAUUCAUGACCAUACAAAUGAAUGCCUACGCUUCCUGUACAUUGCAGUGAUUAUCGGGUGGAAUAAGGAUGUAUCAUUGCAGGGCAAUAGCUACCAGCUUAAGCUGGUGGAGUAUAAAACAAUUGGCUAACGUCGUCAUCCUUUGUAGCAUUAUGUUUAUUUUAACCUCUAUUAAUUACAACCCUUAGGAUGCGACGUCAGCUCUGCGGAUAUUAAGAGGACUAUAUAGAAAUUGGAUACAACUACGUCACCAUUGCUGUCGCUUCUGCUAUUGAAACAUAGCGCAGGCGCAGGUGCAGGACAGACUACUUCAUCUAAUCAUGAGCUACGAGAUAUAUGAUUCUCAUGCAGUGAGUGAAAGAGCAGUGUUGGCUUCAUUGUGCGACUGUCAUCUCUGAGGACGUAGGUUCGAUCCCCGGCUGUGCACCAAUGGACUUUCUUUCUAUGUGCGCAUUUGACAUUCGUUCGAAAUGUGAGGGAAACCAUCGUGGGAAAACCGGCUUGCCUUAUCCAAAAAGUCGACGGCGUGCGUCAGGCACAGAAGGCUGAUCAUCUACUUGCCUAUUAGAUUAACUAAUGAUCAUGAAACAGGCAGAAAUACACAUACAGAAAUCUGAGGCCCAGACCUAAAAAGGCUGAUUACCUGUUAGCAACGCCGACAACGACUAAGAGAAAAGGUUUACCGUCUGGACUCCCAAGUAGCGUAUCAAAUACGUUCCUUUCUGUCAGCCAAUUUUCUGCACCAACAAUGGCCCAAUUAUCUCAAUAUUAUCAUAACAACUAAAAUUCUUUGACAAUAUGUACCGGCUGCAACUUUGUUACAAGUUAUUUAUCAAAAUUUAUGACCUAUUAUUGUGAAUCGCUUUACUGCUUUAUUGGCUAAAUUGUCAUUCCAAUUUUGCACGCCUUAAAUACUCGUUGGUGGUCCGUGGUAGACCAAAUAAUUAACAGUUAAAGAGCAAUAUAACCUAUUUAUAUUGCUCUUUAACAUAUUAAUCACUUUCCGCUCGAUAUAUAUUCUUACUUUUUAAAUAUGUAGUUACUUUUGUGAAACUUCUGGAAGCUUAAUUAUUGUUAACCGGCAAUAUAUAAUAAUAUUGGUGCACAAAAUCAAUUCCG